AUGCCCGUCGCAGUCGCACCCCCCGCCCCCAUCGAGUCCCUCAAGGCCUCCCUCGCCGCCGCUACACUCGGCGACGACAAGCCCUUCGACAUCCGCGCUUACUCCAACUUUGACACCACCCCCUUCAUCGGCACAGAGUUCCGCGAGUGGUCCAAGGACGGCAAGCCCACGCUCAGUAUCCGCGAUGUACUCGGCAACGACGCAAGGCUCAAGGCCCUUGGUCGUCUCGUGUCUGAGCGAGGCGUAGUCUUUUUCCGAGACGCCAAGAUCACACCCCAAGAACAGAUCGUCCUCGCCGACGCUCUCGGUCGCCUCGGGGGCAAGCCCUCCACCAGCGGGCUCCACGUCCACCCUCUCACCGCCGAAGGGAGCGAGUUGGGUGACGAGAUCAGCGUCGUCUCCCACAAGUUCGUUUUCGACAAGGAUCACAAAAAGACCGAUACCACCCUGCUCACUAGGCCAUUUGGUGCCAACACCUGGCACUCGGAUAUUACAUUUGAGCCCAUCCCUUCGGACUAUGCCACCCUUCAACUCCGCACACUCCCCACUACCGGUGGCGACACUCUUUGGGCCUCUGCAUACGAAGCCUACGACCGCCUCUCCCCGGCUUACCAACAUUUCCUUGAGGGCCUCACCGCCACCCACUCUGGCCAGGGAUUCGUCGACAUUGCCAAGCGGUCCAACACUACCCUCCGAGAACCCCGAGGGGCGCCCGAGAAUGUGGGCCAAGAGUUGAGCACCGUGCAUCCUGUCAUCCGAACCAACCCAGUCACGGGGUGGAAGGGCAUUUUUGUCAACAAGGCGUUCACCAAGAGGAUCAACGAGUUGACUCAGCGGGAGAGCGACAAGCUUAUUGACUUCCUAACUGAGCACGUUUCUGCUAACCACGACUUGAUCACGAGAUUCAAGUGGGACGAAAACAACCUCGCCAUCUGGGACAACCGAUCUACUUUCCACACCGCGACCUUUGACCUCGACGAACAAGAGCGUGUUGGGACCCGUUCCGUUUCUCUGGGCGAGCGACCGUACUAUGACCCCAACUCCACCGGUAGGCGAGAAGGUCUCAGGGCUAGACAGGAGAAGCUGUGA
Messenger RNA from Cryptococcus wingfieldii CBS 7118, 1089 nucleotides. Its product is annotated as taurine dioxygenase. The record is from RefSeq and is a predicted model, not a curated record. The transcript is spliced from 5 exons. Bases 1 to 1089 code for a protein of 362 amino acids. Lineage: Eukaryota; Fungi; Basidiomycota; Tremellomycetes; Tremellales; Cryptococcaceae. Gene Ontology annotation, molecular function: 2-oxoglutarate-dependent dioxygenase activity. Gene Ontology annotation, cellular component: cytoplasm.